Molecule: messenger RNA, 1338 nt
Organism: Triticum dicoccoides
Lineage: Eukaryota; Viridiplantae; Streptophyta; Magnoliopsida; Poales; Poaceae
Exons: 5
Coding region: 328-981 (217 amino acids)
Source: RefSeq, a predicted model, not a curated record
GCAGACAAGGAAGAGUUAGAUAGGCUGUAUAACCAAGUAGCUGGAUCUGUCGUUCUACUUCUUCGGUCCAAAGAUGGUGACUCCGUUGAUUUUGGCACCGGAAUUGUCCUUUUUUCGGAUGAAAGUAGAGCAUUGAUUGGCGUAGAUAAAUCUCAAAUCAAGGAUGGCGAGACUAUUACAGUUCGGUUCCAUGACAGUACACAAAGCGUUGCGAGUGUCUUUUUGAAAAAGACAACACAAAAGCACGCGGUUCUACUAGUGUAUUCCACUGCUCGCCCUCCUCCUGUCAGGUUCAAUGUGUCUCCAACCACGAGGCAAGAUAUUUUCAUGCUUGGUGUGGUGGAAGAGGAUGAGACACUUGGUUUGAUGACUGGAACUGUCGGCAAUCCGAACUGCAGAGCUGUUGAUAGGGCAAGGAAUCCUAUUUAUCGAAGCGAGAGUACAUUUGCUGUGAGUUUCCCCAUGUCAGGACGAAGUUUGGUUCCAAACGAUAAGGAAAAGGUUGAAGAAACCAAGGAGAUUAUGCAAUUGAUUGGAGCGCCCGUGUUUGACAUGAGUGGUUUGGUUAUUGGUACAAUCGAUUGUGCUGAUCCGGAUUCGUAUAAUCUGAAAUUUGCAAUUAAAACCAUUUUUUUUCUGGAUAAGCUGGAAAAGUUUUUAAAGGAUAAGGAUGAGCAGAUUUAUCUUUCAAGGGGUGAGGAAGGCACUGGAACGAGCGGGCAGGGUAGUUCCACUUCAGCACCGGAGAGUAAAAAGAGGGAACGUGCAGAUUCACCUCCAAGUGAUACGAGGAAAGGAAAAAGUUUAUGCAUGGAUCAACUUGAAGCUAACAUGGCGGUGGUCAGUGAAGAGCAGCUAAGGUUACACAAGUCCCCGGUCCAAGUUGAGAUGGAUUUUGGAAGACGAGAAGCAACGCAACGGGCGCUCAUGAGGCUUGUUACCCCAGAAUCUGAUGAUGAAUGGAGGAGCUCCCCAUCUUAAUCAGGUUUGCAGAGAGAGGAGGACAAAGCUGCUUUGAAGGAUGGUGGUUCCAAGCUGAUGCAGAACGAAGCCCUGUGUUGAUGCAUUGUGAGGCAGGUAGAUCUUCUGCUGACAAUCAAGCAUAGCCUGAUGAUAGUGGACGCUGUUGCUUAAGGGAGCCUGAGUGCUGGCCCGUCCUAUGCUGCUGCUUGUUCCUGUACUGGUAGCUCUCUUCAGAUGCUGUUGAAGUAGUGCUAAUAGGGGCUAAGAUAUGUUUUGAGUGUGAGAAUCUCCAGCUGGUUUCCAAUUAGUGUGCCAACUUGCUCUCCUUCUUGCAUGUCUCCUGUAAUGAACUUUUUUUUUAUUUUUGUUAAGAAA